ACUUGCGCCGAGACUGAUGCCGAUGUCGUGUUCGUCAUUGACACCACUUCUUCAAAUAAUACUUCAUUCCUCGUUCAACAACAUCGUCUUCUACGCAUUCUUAAACGGCUGUCAUACGUUUUAAAAGGUCGAUCUGUACGCUAUGGAGUGAUAGGAUUUAGCAAGAAGCCGGAAUUGUUGCUUGAGCUCGAAUCACCGUUUGCUACCGAUACACAACGGGUUUCCGAUUUGAUCUUAUCACUCAAACCUCGACAAUCAGCUUCAAACUCUGUAGCUCGUGCUUUGGAGGAGGCAAUGUCGAUCUUUUUUGAAUCUAGGACUGCUAUUGAGAGAAGGAAAGUGGUCAUCCUCGCCCACGAUGGAGUCAACACUGAUCUUGUCGCAGAAACUUUAGAAGCUGUAUCAAAUAUGGAGAAACUUGGAGCGGCAACAUUUGCCGUUACCGGUAGUUCACGUCCAAACUCAUUUGCUCUUUUGGGUUAUACGGGAGCACGGGAGAGGAUAUUUGUUACGGCAGGUGACAGAGCUGCAUUUCAAGAUGCACUAGACGAGGGAAAGAAAGAGUAA
Strongylus vulgaris is the source of this 567-nucleotide messenger RNA. The record is from the annotation of a GenBank genome assembly. NCBI's taxonomy places the organism in Eukaryota, Metazoa, Nematoda, Chromadorea, Rhabditida, Strongylidae.